GGUACUUAAGUCACUGUCUGCUCUUUCCCAUGGAUCUCACAGCUGCUUCUUCAGUGCUUCUUCUUUCCUGGGACUGGAUCCUGUCAAUCUGCCUUCCUUAGCUCUGCAGGAAUUGGGCUUUCUCUGGAAGACCCAUAGCACACUACCCUGGACCAUUCCUCUUUAUCGUGGAGCUUCCUAGAGUCUGAAGCUAUUUUUUCAGAUGACCUAUGGAGGAUCAAAGCCGCACUGGCUCCCUAUCAGGAGAAGGGGCAGAAAGAAACAGGAGACGCCCCUCAUGACUUCCAGGCAGGGAAUUGGGAGGAAUCCCCGCCCAGGAGACCAAGAGAACAGGCUGGACAGGAAUACAAUGAGAGACAGGAUCAGAUCCAGGAAGCCCAAAGGGAGGAGUUCCUGGCGGGAGAAGAGAGACUGCACAUGCUCACAGAAGACUCAGGCCGGCUGAAGUCUAAAGCAUUGCUGCCCUCCAUAGGGUUAGAGACAGCACCCUGCCUGCCUCCCCUACAGAUGCCGGAGUGGGGUGCACUCUGCAAUGAUUCUCAAGCACUCUUGGCUACUUCCAAGCAAGACACUAAAGCCUGCCAAUCUAAAAAAGAAAGGGCCUUGUGGUCCCUUUCUAGAGAGCAAACAUUUCACAGAGAAGAGAAAACAUAUAAAUGCUCUGUGUGUGGCGAAACAUUCAGGUGGUACUCACACCUUAGAAGACAUGAAAUAGCACACAGAGGAGAGAAGCCAUAUCGGUGCUUGCAGUGUGGAAAGAGGUUUUGUCAUAUUAAUCACCUUAAUUCCCAUAAAAGAACCCACACAAGUGAGAAGCCAUAUAAGUGUUCACAGUGUGGGAAAUGCUUCAGGUGCAAAAUGGAUCUCACUAGACAUCAAAGAAUCCACACAGGAGAGAAACCAUAUUCAUGCUUGCAGUGUGGUAAACACUUCAGUUGGAAAAUUAGUCUUGCUAGACAUCAAAUAACGCACACAAGAGAGAAACCAUAUACAUGCUUGCAGUGUGGAAAAAGCUUCAAGUGGAAGACUAAUCUUACUAGGCAUCAAAGAACCCACAAAUCCACAUAUACAUGCUCGCAUUGUGGAAAAAUCUUCGCUCAGAAACAGCAUCUUACUCAACAUCAAAGAAGCCACACAGGGGAGAAACCAUAUACAUGCUUGCAGUGUGGGAAAAGCUUCACUCUGAAACAGCAUCUUACUCAACAUCAAAGAAGUCACACAGGGGAGAAACCAUAUACAUGCUUGGAGUGUGGGAAAAGCUUCUCUUGGAAACAGCAUCUUAGUAGACAUCAAAGAAGCCACACAGGGGAGAAACCAUAUACAUGCUUGGAGUGUGGGAAAAGCUUCACUCGGAAACAGCAUCUUAGUAGACAUCAAAGAAGCCACACAGGGGAGAAGCCAUAUACAUGCUUGCAAUGUGGAAAAUGUUUCACUCAGAAACAAUGUCUUACUAGACAUCAAAGAAUCCAUACAGGGGAGAAACCAUAUACAUGCUUGCAGUGUGGAAAAAGCUUUGUUCAGAAACCAAAUCUUGCAAGACAUCAAAAAACCCACAAAGUGAAGAAACCAUAAUCAUGCUUGGAGGGUGGAGAGACACACCACCUCUUCAUACACAUGAAAGAAACCAUCAAUGCAAGACACUGUCCUAAUGCUUGCACUGCAGUGAGGGCAUUAGUGAUGUACUGAGCCAUUUAAAAAAAAUUACUUUAAAUAUUUUUAUUGUUUUAGCAGAAAUGCCAACAAUUGAGCCUUAAUGAACACAAGAGAACGCACAGGAAACUAUUUCACUCCUUGGAGUGUGGAAAGAACCUCAGUCUUGGCACAAGAUUAAUUUCACAUCAAGGAUUCCACACAGGAGCUGACCUUCAGUCUGUUUUCCCCAAUACAAUUUCCAGAUUAGGUGGGAAUGUACUUUGAGUAUCUUGCAUUUCUGAGGCUUGGAAGGUUCAAGAUCUGCAGUACAGUCUUUUUAGUCGUGGCUCAGUGAGGGACCUGAUGGGCUUUUAGAGUUUGUGGUGGAUUUAACCAUGCCUUUUAGUGAGCCGGGUUCCAUGUUUUGAUUAAAAAGGAAGAGAACUGUGAAGCUUUUUGCAUUCAUGGUGUAGUUGCAACUACCAUCUUCUGAGAGAUCUGGGCUUUCUAGCAUUCAUCAGAUUGUUGUGAAGACUUUUCUGUCAACUGGCUCAUUCUACAUCUGAUCAUAUCCUCAAUUCUGUUUCUUGGAAAAUGCGACUUCAAUGUGAAACCUCAAAGCAUGAAGAGAAGUUGGAACAACUUUCCCUCCAGAAUUAAACUGCAGUGGCAUAGAAAUGUUUGUUCCUUUUUAGAUGUUUUUCAUAUGAGUAAUUGAAUGUAUUUGAUCUGCUUGCAAAUAAAGUAAGAUGCAUUUUUCUCA
Molecule: messenger RNA, 2395 nt
Organism: Hemicordylus capensis (graceful crag lizard)
Lineage: Eukaryota; Metazoa; Chordata; Lepidosauria; Squamata; Cordylidae
Product: zinc finger protein OZF-like
Exons: 2
Coding region: 418-1572 (384 amino acids)
Biological process (GO): regulation of transcription by RNA polymerase II
Molecular function (GO): DNA-binding transcription factor activity, RNA polymerase II-specific; RNA polymerase II cis-regulatory region sequence-specific DNA binding
Source: RefSeq, a predicted model, not a curated record